AUGAGUUCCAAAACCUUCAUCGAAGUCGAUUUAAAAGCAGAGCAAGCCCGAAUCGAUUCGAUACAAGCAAAAUUUCUAGAAGUCGGCACGGAGGAGGAUGAGCUCAAGUAUCAGACUAUUAUCCAAUCAUGCAGAGAAUUCAACACAACAUUCCAUGACGACGAGUUCCCUCUCACAGAUGAGAGUAUCGGGAAGCAGUUGAAUAAGAAUAUUCAGGAACAACUGAAGCAAGUGAAGACGCUUGACUAUCUUCCACCGCAUAUGAGACAACCGAUGAUGGAAUUUGUCAAUAAUGCUAUAAAAAUUCAAUGGGCACGUGCGGAAUACGAUAGCUUUUGGUUCGACUACAACCAUUUCCAUGUCUAUCAGAAUUCCUAUGGAAACUGUGGUCUCGUUGCGUCGUUAUCUGCAAUUUCAGCACAUAACAGUCUCAUUAAGUUCUUGUUCCGCGACUUUGAGAUCAGUCCGUACGGGGUUUAUCAAGUGAAGUUAUGUCUAGAUGGAGAGUGGAAGAUUAUAGUGAUUGAUGAUUAUAUCCCUUCUCUAGGUCAAGUUUUCAACACUACUGGCUGCUAUGCAGGUGUGGACAAUGAUAUGAUUUGGGCGUCUCUUAUCGAGAAGGCACUUGCUAAGCUCCAUGGAAGUUACGAUAUUCAGGAUGGUUUCUGUGAUAAGUUGGCACUGACUGUACUCACUGGAAUUCCAGCAAUCCAUUUGAUAAUCAAGACUUUUUCAAAUAAGCGGGAUGAGUUGUGGGAAAUAUUGAAGGAUGCAAGUGCCAAGAAGUUUCCGAUGGUCUGUGCGAAUAAGGUUACGGGAGAAAUUGAUAGGAAGGAUCGUCGACCUGAUAUCCUAACCAAGCCCCAUUUCCGCCAUGCCUUCACAAUCAUGACUUGCUUCGAAUUUGGCUCGAAUCGUGUCCUCAAAAUCCGUAAUCCGUGGGGACACAACGGAGAGUACACUUUUAAUGGGAAAUGGACUACUCCGGAUGGCUCAUGGGAGAUUUAUAAGAAUGACACGGAGAAUUGCGGGUAUUGGGAGAUGAUUGGCUCGUUUUGGAUUGAUUUCGAUGAGUUGUUCACCUAUUUUUUUGAUGUGAGUAUAAGCCGCUAUCGUGAUUGCUGGAGUGAGAUUCGUUUAAAUAUGGCUAUCGGCGGGUUGUAUGAUGAUUCGCAAAAAAUGAUCAAAAUCAGUGUCUCCGAAGAGUGUGAUGUCUGCGUGAGCGCCGUCAAACCUAAGUAUCAUAAGCAACGGUACCACACAUGGAUCUCAAUUCACCGCUCGGACCCAUCAAACCCGGAGAAAAUCCUCCAAGUCAUGCUAUGUGAACCAAUUGACAGAAUCUCAGAAGACGUUCACUUGCCACCUGGAGACUAUAUUAUGAUUGUCUCGAAUUUCUACGAAUCAUCUAAGAAAGAAGAACGAGUUGUUGCUAUCCACUCGUCGAGAGCCGUCACUGCACAGUUUUGUACCUGGAAUCCGAAUGUUUUAGUCAAUGUCUAUCAGAAUGUAGUGGCAGAGAAGGGAGAAGAGAUUCCAAACAAAAAAGAAGAAGGUGCCAGUAUCAAAAAGUAUUCAAGUGACACUUUUGUUAUAGUAAUGGCUGAAAAUUGCACAGAUGACAAAUACCUCCAUGUGGACACCCGCUGCUCAAAAGUUGAAAAAAGUUGGUUGUCAAGAGGAGAUGUAUUCAAUCAUCACUAUGAAGAUGUGAUUCCCCCAAAAUCUCGACAGAUUCUGAUAUUGAUGUAUCGUUACAAAUGGAUCGAUCAAAAGGGCUUCCCGAUGAAGAUCAGCUAUUAUUUAUCGAAUAGAAAGAAGAAAUUUUGGAGAUUGUAUACAGUAGAACAUUUCCCAAGUAUUGCUCCAACUGAUUACGUUCAUCAGACGGUUUUGAUGAAUUAG
This is a messenger RNA of Caenorhabditis remanei, 1905 nucleotides long. RefSeq lists its product as uncharacterized. The record is from RefSeq and is a predicted model, not a curated record. The transcript has 7 exons. NCBI's taxonomy places the organism in Eukaryota, Metazoa, Nematoda, Chromadorea, Rhabditida, Rhabditidae. Gene Ontology annotation, molecular function: calcium-dependent cysteine-type endopeptidase activity. Gene Ontology annotation, cellular component: cytoplasm. Gene Ontology annotation, biological process: proteolysis. The coding region runs from base 1 to 1905 and encodes 634 amino acids.